Molecule: messenger RNA, 1687 nt
Organism: Anopheles gambiae (African malaria mosquito)
Lineage: Eukaryota; Metazoa; Arthropoda; Insecta; Diptera; Culicidae
Product: zinc finger protein Gfi-1b
Exons: 1
Coding region: 1-1335 (444 amino acids)
Biological process (GO): regulation of transcription by RNA polymerase II
Molecular function (GO): RNA polymerase II cis-regulatory region sequence-specific DNA binding; DNA-binding transcription factor activity
Source: RefSeq, a predicted model, not a curated record
AUGACAGCCACCGAAAAGAAACAUCGCAAGUGCGCUGUGUUGAUGUGGGAAAUAAAAGUACACAAUUGUUUAGUGCAUCUGAAAUUACUGCAAAGUGAACCCGGCCUUGGCAAAUACUGUUCACCGAUGGACACGUACGGGAAGGAUUAUCAAUGGAUCGUUCAUACGCCGCACGUCGAACCGUCGGCACCAUCCAACUACUGGAAGGGAGCGGAAACUGCAGCUGUAGCGCCUGGUUACAGCUCAUAUCCGUACCUCUUCGGGGCCAAUUCCUUGGACUGGAACAAUGCCUUCCCGUUCUCCGUCGUCUACCCCGGUGGAGCUUCACCUUUCCAGGGCAACGGGCUGUGGAAUGAGACGGGCACAGAACAACCGCAGGAACAGCCGUACCGACCGUUCGGGUUCUACAUGCCAAUAGCAUCGCCGUCAUCAUCACUAUCAUCACCCACAUCAUCGACGUCGUCAUCGUUGUCGUCGUCAUCGUCGUUCGUUCCAGCGCAGAUCUCAUCACAAAUAUCGGGACCGACAGUCCCAUCUUCAAUGCAAUCGGACACUGCUCCAUAUUACAAUCCGUUGCCCUCGUAUGAUUGCAAUAACAAUACAACGAAAAGAACAUACCACCAAAUGCAGGACGAGCCGUUGCAUGCAGCCGCCUAUAACGGAGCGGUGAUACAAUCCGUUCCGAUCGACCAGAAGGCAACAGUUACAGUGACGACGCUAGAACAUCCACACAGAAAGCGCACAGCAUCACAUCCCGACUGUUCGGACGAUACAUUACUGUUGCAAACCCUUCUCGGUACAACAGCAAGCGAAGAACGCAAUGUUCGUCCCCAGCCAGGCAUACUCAAGCCGGCCAACUCCAACAACCAACCAGCCGAAUGGCACUGUGAGCUGUGCAACAAGCGCUUCGCCCGACGGAUCGGUCUCAACCAGCACAACAAGGUGCGCCACUCGGUCGAAAGGCCGUUCCGGUGCGACAAGUGCGGCAAGCGGUUCACGCACCUGGAGCUGCUCGGCCAGCACGCCCUGCAGCACGUGCGGCAGAACAAACCGCACAAAUGUGAGCACUGUCCGAAGCAGUUCUGCCAUCCGAUGGAUCUGCGGCGCCAUCAGUACCGUCACACGGGCGCGCUGCCGUACCUUUGCACGAUCUGCCGGAAAGGGUUCACCCGGCGCGAUCAUUUGCAGGCGCACGAGCAAACGCACCGCAACAAGCGAUACAAGCGAGCGUGGGGCCAGUCGGAGGAGAUGGAGGAGGAGCUACAACAGCGGGAUUUGUUGGUCGGCUGCACCAAGGGACAGGGGGGAGCUAUCCUUGGAGAGUUAUUAGUGUAACGGGGGAAACACGGUGGAUUCCUGCUGAAUCGAUCACAAAAUGUGCUUUUAGGAAGAUUACGAUAUUUAAACACGAUUCCUAGAAACGGUUAUUCUUUUUUGGGGGAGGAGAGAACAAAAAAAAACAUAGAAAAAUGUAAUUUUGACGUAAUGCCACUGGUUGACAUGAAAACGUGAUUUCGAUGUAACAGCAAUGCGUGAUGAUUAUCAUCCAUUAAUGAUCCUUGUGACAGCCACUUGGAGAGGAUCCCCUUUUUUGUGGUGCGGAAAUGUUAACACAAACGUCGUAAAGCUAAGCAAAUGCUCUAUUCAGAUAAAACAAAAUUAUUAUUUUUUAUGGUGUGAAAUUAAA